AUGGCUCAGAAAUGUGCGAUUGGUUUGAUGUCAGCUCUAGCAGCUGCCGCGUCUCUCUCGAAAUCGAACGUCGCUUCUGCAGAUGGACCUCUCAACUUCUCUGGCUUCUCCACUUCUCCGCCUCCUCAGGCUCAGCAUGGCUCUUCUACUCAGCCUGCACCUGGAUCUGAGAAAGAAUCUUCUGCGUCUGGCGAAGAUUCCGAUGCUCCUCCACGGAUUCGGAACGAUAAUCCGAGAACGACUUCCGCUGGGUUCGAUCCGGAGGCGUUGGAGCGUGGUGCAAAGGCCUUGAAGGGGAUUAACAACUCUGCUCACGCUAAAAAGGUAUUUGAAAGUAUUAAGACACAAGAAGAGACGAGGCAAGCUGAGUUUACUGCUAAGGCUCAAGAGUUUAAAGCUUUGCAAUCCCAAGCUGAAGCUGAGAGGCAAAGGGUUAUAUACGAGGAACAGAAGAAACUUGCUCAGCACCAAGCACAAACUAAAGCACAGAUGGCUCGUUAUGAAGAUGAAUUAGCACGAAAAAGAAUGCAGGCUGAGAAUGAAGCCCAGAGAACAAGAAAUCAAGAACUUGUGAAGAUGCAAGAAGAAUCAUCAAUCAGGAGGGAAGUAGCUCGACGAGCUACUGAGGAAGAGAUUCAAGCACAGAGACGACAAACGGAGAGGGAGAAAGCUGAGAUUGAACGCGAGACUAUCAGGGUCAAAGCUAUGGCUGAAGCUGAAGGGAGAGCCCGUGAAUCAAAGCUUUCUGAAGAUGUCAAUAGGAGAAUGCUUGUUGAUCGUGCAAAUGCAGAAAGAGAAAAAUGGGUCUCAGCCAUAAACACUACUUUCGAUCACAUUGGAGGUGGGUUGCGUAUGAUUCUAACAGAUCAAAAUAAGCUGGUUGUUGCUGUUGGAGGUAUCACUGCUCUUGCAGCUGGGAUCUACACAACGAGAGAAGGUGCCAAGGUUAUCUGGAGCUACGUGGAUAGAGUCUUAGGGCAACCUUCUCUAAUUAGAGAAUCAUCAAGAGGAAAAUACCCUUGGUCUGGUUCGAUUUCUCGUGUCUUUUCCACGUUGCGGGGUGGUGGUAAGGAGGCUGCAUCCCAAAACGGAAAAGGGUUCGGUGAUGUUAUUUUGCAUCCUUCCCUUCAAAAGAGAAUCGAACAGCUAGCUAGUGCAACUGCUAACACAAAAUCCCACCAAGCACCUUUCCGAAACAUGCUUUUCUACGGUCCACCAGGAACGGGGAAGACAAUGGCUGCCCGAGAACUUGCUCGCAAAUCUGGUCUAGAUUAUGCGUUGAUGACGGGUGGAGAUGUUGCUCCACUUGGAGCUCAGGCUGUUACAAAGAUACACCAACUGUUUGACUGGUCCAAAAAAUCUAAGAGGGGCUUGUUGCUCUUCAUCGAUGAAGCUGAUGCAUUUCUGUGCGAGCGGAACAAAACAUACAUGAGUGAAGCGCAAAGGAGUGCACUAAACGCACUACUCUUCCGCACGGGUGACCAAUCCAAAGACAUAGUCCUAGCACUCGCCACAAACCGACCAGGUGAUCUAGACUCAGCAGUGGCUGACCGUGUCGAUGAGACUCUUGAGUUCCCCUUACCUGGAGAAGAAGAGCGGUUCAAGCUGUUAAACCUCUACCUAGAUAAGUACAUAACCAAGACUAAUCUUAAAAAGCCGGGUUUGCUCCAAAGCCUUUUCAAGAAAGACCAGCAGAAGAUUGAGGUUAAAGGCGUCACAGAGGAUCUCCUCAAGGAAGCUGCCGCCAAAACCAAAGGUUUUUCAGGUCGAGAGAUAGCGAAGUUGAUGGCUAGCGUUCAAGCGGCUGUGUAUGGUAGCGCGGACUGUUUGUUAGACGCGAAUCUUUUCAGAGAGGUGAUUGAUUACAAAGUGGCAGAGCAUCUACAGAGGAAAAAACUAGCUGGAACCGAUACAGGUAACAGGAAAUGAAACAAUAUAGACUUUUCAUCAACAUAGGUAUCUGCAGCAGCUGUAGAUUUGAACCCAACAGUUUGUCCUAAAAAACCUCAAAACCCUGAGCACUAUUUUCAAAAGGGUUUAGGCAAAAGAAGAAAAGCUUUGAUUUUUCAAAUUGUUUCUCCAUGUGAUUCUAAAGGUGAGAUUUUGAUGAUUGCUUUAGAUUAUUUAUUCCUUGCCAUUACAAUCUUGAGUUGAUCUUUAUCAUCACUCUUUGGAAAAUGAGGCAAUAGUGGUCUCUUUGUAAGAUUAUUAUAUCCACUUUUUAAUAUCU
Molecule: messenger RNA, 2230 nt
Organism: Eruca vesicaria subsp. sativa (arugula)
Lineage: Eukaryota; Viridiplantae; Streptophyta; Magnoliopsida; Brassicales; Brassicaceae
Source: the annotation of a GenBank genome assembly